This is a messenger RNA of Glossina fuscipes, 1981 nucleotides long. RefSeq lists its product as uncharacterized. The record is from RefSeq and is a predicted model, not a curated record. Bases 23 to 532 code for a protein of 169 amino acids. The transcript has 3 exons. Lineage: Eukaryota; Metazoa; Arthropoda; Insecta; Diptera; Glossinidae.
AAACAAAAAAUAUUUUGUGAAAAUGUUGAUUUAUAUGAAAGUUAAAUUUGAAAAUUUUGUAUCAAAUAAUUUGAAGCUAAUAUUAUUACUUUCAUUAACAAUACAAGUGACAUUAGCGCGACCGCAACAAGAGAAACAACCACAACAGCACAAAUUUGCAACUGUGAAUCCUUAUCGUCAUUAUUUCACCUCGGCUAAAUGCAAAGAUUUGCUAACGGGUCGUGAAUUAUAUGUGGGCGAUUUUUUUACACGUUCCGGCCAAUGCAUACGUAUACAGUGCUUGGGUACUUUGGAAAUUUGGGAAGAUCGUUGUCAAAUUCCUAAAUUACCCGAUAAUUGCAACUCUUUACCGGUAGCAAAUGAAUUUCUGGAUUAUCCUCGUUGUUGUCCAACAUACGAAUGCCAUUCGUAUACGACCAAUCCGAAUGGUGAAACAGAAACUCGUCAAAUUUACGAUCACACGGGCAAUUUAUUACGCGAAUCAUUAUUACACGUAAUUUAUCAAAAAGUCUAUGUCGAAUCAGAUAAUUAAAUCAGAAAUAUCGUAUAAUUUUUCAAUACUUUCAAUGAUAAUUACUCAAGUAAAUGUGUUUUCUUGUUUUCUUCAUUUCCUUAAAUCUAACCGGUAUGGCAUAAUUUGCAAAAAAAAAUGUACUUCUCAGUUUUGACUGGAAGGCGUGGGAUCUCAGAGAAUAUUACAUAAUUUCUUAACUGUGGGUACAUAUUUCAAUUGCAUAACAUAUCGCAUUAAAAAGCGAUAACCAUCAAAGUAUUUUGAUUUAUUUGAACCAAAUCAGCGUACCAUGCGUUCACUAAAUGAGUUUUCGAUCAUCGCAUAACCUAAACGAAAUCAAUUUAUAAUUUUCAUAUAUAUUUGGAAACGCAGCAGCUUAUGUUCGUCAAUGUCGUUUGGUGUCGCGUAAAAAAAAUAGAAAAAUAUUAAUCAGAUUAUACUAUACGGUCCCUUAUUAUAACAAUGCAACCAUGCCUUUUGGCUAACGAACUUUCAUUUCGAAGACGUAACUUGAAAACCAUUUAAUACUGCAUUAUAUACCACUUUCGCUUUCGCAAAAAAUCUAGAUAAUUUUAUCUAGGCAAAAAUGCCAAACUUGACGUUCAUUUCUUACAACUAUCAACAAAAGUAUAUCAAAUUUUUGAUGAAAUUAAAUAAAGCGAAUUAAUAAGCAUUUUUAAUAAAAAAGAGAACUGUAGUAACGAGUUGAAGCUUGAAGAAGAGUAGUCAAUGUAUAAAGUGCGCCCGCUGUUAAGCAAAAUUACAACAAAAGAGCAAUAUUUAAAUAUUUUUUUGCUCAUUUGCAUAAAUUCAUUUCAGUAAUCCUCGGUAGUACUUAUAGGUCUUUGAUCCAUAUAAGUAAUUAUUCUUUCUCAAGUAAGGGAUAUUUGCAUCUUUUUAUUUUAAAAAUAAAUCUCCUAAUGUUAAUUGCAAAUUAAAACUUAAUUUUAUAAUACAUUUUUCAAAAGACGCUUCAUUGUAAACGAGUCUACACAGAAACGCUUAUAUUUUCGAAUAAAUUUUAAAUUUAAUUUAAGAUUCUUUAUUUUACUUCAGCUUUUUGUUGUCAUUCGUUCAACUUUUUUCUCUUAUGAGUGCAACUCUGUACGAACAAUACUAACUAAAAACGAGAGCUAUGUAACAGAAUGUAUUUCACAGCUGUUAGCCAUAUGAAAAAUAAAAAGCUUGAAUUUCGAAAAUGUAACUUGGCUUUCGCCAUUCGUAAUUACUAUCAUGAUUUUGAAUGUUAAAUUCUUGAAACCCCUUGAUAUCCAUAGCUGAGAGCGAAAAAGCCGCCAACAAUAUUUCGUCAAACAGCUGAAGACAAUAGUAAAAACUACAUUUUUCAAUAUUAACGAUUACACUCGAUUAUAAAACGAAACUAAUUCUUUUUAAAUAGAUAUUUAUAUGCGACAAGAGCCAUACACCGGAUAAUUGAUUCAUUUAAUUAUUAUUAAAAAAAAAUUU